Messenger RNA from Arabidopsis thaliana (thale cress), 1047 nucleotides. RefSeq names its product lipid-binding protein. NCBI's taxonomy places the organism in Eukaryota, Viridiplantae, Streptophyta, Magnoliopsida, Brassicales, Brassicaceae. The transcript is spliced from 3 exons. The record is from RefSeq and is marked reviewed. Bases 1 to 1047 code for a protein of 348 amino acids.
AUGAAUAAGGUUGAAGAAGAAGAAAAAAAGAGGAGACUAGAAGCAAAUGGAUUGUUUUGGACAGAACGUUUGUUUCUGUUUCUACUUGUCAUCUUCCCAACAUACCUCUUAGAUCUUAUCAUCCCUAUCAUUCUCGCCACUACUCUUUUCGCAUUACCAUUCUUCUUCUUUUGCACUAGUCUCUCUUCAGUUGGACCAUCAGGUAUUGGAAAAAUCUGGCUGUUUAUAUUGGACCGCUCUACGUUUUACUUAGCCUAUGAGUAUUAUAAACUAUUGGAUCGAGGCUUUGAGCUUACCUUCCUCUGGCGUCUCACCGUUUUCCUCUCCGUUGUGAUCCACUCGAUUUACAUGUUCGAGCAUUUCCUUAGAUCUCAUCAAGUCGUACCACCUCCUCCUCCACCUCAAUCUAAGAGUGAUGAGACUCCCGGUGAAGUGCGCGAGCAAGUGGAGAAGAUGAAGGAGUUAGUGGAAGAUGGGAAGAAGAGGGUGACAGUUAUGCAGAACAUAAUCCACUCAGUUCUUGAAACUCAAAGAAAAGAGUGGGGAGAAUUUCUUGAUGAGUUGAGCAAAGAUGGGAAGAAGACAAUGACGGAAUUAGAUGGUAUGAUCUGCUCACAACUUGGAACUCUGAGGGACAACAUGCGCCACAAUGUUGACGAGAUAUGGCAAGAGCUCCGAGAUGAGUUGAGAUCUAAAGUCGACGAGGAUAUCAAAGCUUCGAGACAAGAUCUAAACAAAGAUGUUAAAUCUGUGGCCGAUCAACUCCGCGAGACCUACCUUGCCGUCCAAGAAACCAUCAAAGAAGCCAAGACCCACGAAACCUACCUUAUCAACCAAAACAAUAGACGGGUGAUAAGAGGCGAGGACGUUGAGGGAUUUACCGAGCUGAGGGAGCAAGUGCAACAACUGGCGUUUGAGGCGGAGAUUACCGCAGAGGAGCUCUCAAGUGCGACGGUGGAGUUGGUGGAGGCAGGGAUCGAGCAAUGGGAGGAGGACAACUUCGACUAUAUUACUACCCUCCGUCACAUGUAUCUCGAUCAUAUCUAG